AUGGUGAAGGUUCUGUGCGUGCUCUACGAAGAUCCUGCCGGAGGCUAUCCGAGCACCUACUCUCGCGACGACAUCCCGGUGAUCAAGUCGUAUCCAGGGGGCCAGAGCACCCCGACGCCCUCUGGUGUAGACUUCGCACCCGGACAGCUUCUGGGAUCAGUUUCAGGAGCACUGGGUCUCACUCCCUUCCUGGCAGCAGCCGGCCACGAGUUCGUUGUCACGUCGUCCAAAGAUGGCCCAGACUCUGUCUUCGAAAGAGAGCUUCCUGAUGCCGAUGUGGCGGGCCUCUCAACCCCAACCUCGAAACGGGUGAGCGUCGAUUGUGCGAGUGCCAUCUUCCGGCCUUGCUGCUCUUUUGCUGGUCAUGCGGCCGCGGACGGCGACGGAAGGAACCUGGAAAGAGGGAAAAGCAGCGGAUUGAAGCAAGGGCCAAGCCAGGAGGUAAUCUCACAGCCCUUCUGGCCUGCGUACAUGAGCGCCGAGCGCUUUGAGAAGGCCAAGAACUUGAAGCUCUGCAUCACCGCCGGUAUUGGCUCAGACCACGUUGACCUGCAGGCAGCUUGCAAUCAUGGCGUCACCGUGGCAGAGGUAACGUUCUGCAAUUCCAUCUCCGUCGCAGAGCAUGUGGUGAUGCUCAUCCUGAACCUCGUCCGCAACUUUGUGCCUUCGCACGACAUCGCCGAGGCUGGAGGCUGGCACAUCGCGGACUGCGUCGCCAAAGCCUACGACGUGGAAGGCAUGCACGUCGGCACUGUGGCUGCUGGAAGGAUUGGCUUGGCGGUGCUGCGAAGGCUCAAGGCUUUCGAAACAGUCCUCCACUACUACGACAAGCAUCGGCUGCCCGAAAGUGUCGAGCAGGAGCUGAACUUGAUCUACCAUGACUCUGUGCAGUCACUGGUCAAGGCUUGCGACGUGGUCACUAUCAAUUGCCCUCUUCAUCCGGAGACAGAGAACCUUUUCAACGAAGAGAUGAUCUACUCGAUGAAGCGCGGGGCAUAUCUGAUCAAUACAGCUCGUGGAAAGAUCUGCGAUGCAGAGGCAGUCAAGAAGGCAUGCGAGGAAGGCCACUUGGCCGGCUACGCUGGCGACGUUUGGUUCCCACAGCCGGCGCCGGCGGACCACCCAUGGCGCGGGAUGAAGGCCAAUGCAAUGACACCCCACGUCUCCGGAACGACACUCUCCGCCCAGGCGCGCUACGCUGCCGGUGUACGCGAAAUCCUGGAAUGUUUCUUCGAUGAGAGGCCAAUCCGCGACGAGUACCUGAUCGUGCACAAGGGACAGCUUGCAGGAACGGGAAAGCACAGUUACACCGAAGGCAACACGACGAAGGGCUCCGAGGACGUUGCGAAGUUCAAGGGCCUCGAGGAUGUCAACACCCGCCCUGCCAAGCUGCAACGGGUGUCUACUGGUGGCUGCUGA
Symbiodinium sp. CCMP2592 is the source of this 1419-nucleotide messenger RNA. NCBI's taxonomy places the organism in Eukaryota, Dinophyceae, Suessiales, Symbiodiniaceae. The record is from the annotation of a GenBank genome assembly.